AUGACCGGGUCCCUCGAGGAGGUCAGGACAAGCGCGGCCGGCCCAGAGCAUCUAGGAGUGGCAAGGAUGAAGAACAACUGGCAUGGGGACGAAGACAGAUACCACUUGCACCCCGUCGUGCUCGACUCUCUCUUCCAGCUCGUGGGGGCGGCGGCCCACCACGGCUUCACACACGCAUACAGCCCGGCUGUGCCUGUCAGCGUAGGCCACAUUGCCAUAUCGCGCUGCUCGGUCGAUGAUCUCACUCUCAGAGUGUCCUCGAAGCAAGUCGGCGGUAGUACCGCUGCAGACGGAGCUUGCAUUGCCGGAUCACAAGUCGUCAUGCGUGUCUCCAACGCAAGCUUUUCUCCUUUGAACACGACCGAUACGGGCGCUCACUCCGCCCUUUCCAAGACGGCACGGUCAAGUUGGAUUAGCCAUAUAGACUUCAUGGAUGCCAAUACCUUGGCCAAGCCGACAAGAGACAACUCGGCAUACUUUGAAACGUUGGAGGACAUGGCGACCACAGCCGUCUUGCUGUGCCGACGGUCUCUUUCCGGGGAUGGCGCACCUCAACCCCCAGAAACACACGUCCAAAAUUAUGUCAAGUGGAUUCUAGACUGUCCCCUUGCAGAAACCCAUGAUGGCGAUGACCUACCUGUUCGCUUUGCGCAACUCCACGACUCGCUCCGAGAUGGCCCGGCGUCUCAUGCCGCCAUGGCCGUGGCCAGGAUUUGCGACAACAUCGUACCGCUUGUCUCGGGCCACGCUCAAGUUUCGAGUAUUCUGAACGAAGACGGACUUUUGGACAAGGUGUACCAGUUCCUUGCAAGUUAUGAUGUGUCUCCGUUGCUCCAAUGUCUAUCGCGCAUGCAACCCAAUCUCCGGAUCCUCGAGCUCAGGUCCGACACGGCCCCCGCAGUCAGCAGUGUCGUCGGCGCUCUCCAGGAUCCGGAUGGACAGCCUCUCUAUUCCCGGACUGUCCCAACAAGACAGGUCAUGGUGCUAGUGAGUGAAGCUAAUCUAGAGUCCGAGAAGCUACCGCUGGAGAGAUCGUUGGAGUCUCUAGGAAUACAGACUUCCCGAUGCACCCUGAAUGACCGGCCAAUACCAGGCCAGGAUGUCAUUGCGGUUUUGGAGACAGACGAGCCAUUCUUUGCCGGAAUAGACGCCGAAACAUUUGAAAAGUUCAACAACUGGAUUGGCAACUUUGAAGGCUCAAACUCAGGUAUCCUUUGGAUCACGCGGGUUUCGCAGAUACAAUGCAAAGACCCUCGGUUCGCUCUCGUUACUGGUCUGGCCCGCACCAUCCGCUCCGAAAUGGGCAUCGACUUUGCCAUCUGCGAAGUCGACGACCUGGACUCUGCAUCCGGCGCUGAGAUGGCCGCCCGUGUUUGCCGUAGGUUCCAUGAGCGUGAUCCGGACCUGAGCCAGGACCUGGAGUUUGUCAUCUCAGGCGGUGCUGUACGUGUCGCCCGCUUCUUCCCUCAACCACCGCCAUCAAAGACGCUGGACAAUGGAGAACCCUCAGACGGGCACAUUGCGCUCAGCAUUGGUCAUCCAGGGAGAAUCGACUCGUUGGCUUGGGAGCAACGCCGGUCAAAACCACUGGGAGAUUUCGAGGUUGAAAUCGACGUCCGCGUCGUUGGAUUGAACUUUCGGGACGUUCUAGAGGCUAUGGGAAUCAUUGGGGUCGUUGAGACAGAGAGACGGUUUGGGCUCGAAGCAACUGGAGUCGUCAAACGUGUCGGCCGGCAAGUCAUAAAGGUCUCUGUAGGAGACCGAGUCUUCGCCAUGGGCACAGGUGCCUUCUCGACUGCCUUCACCACCUCGGAGAUGCUCUGUCACAAACUUCCUGACAAUCUUAGCUUCGCCGACGGAGCAACAAUGGUCAUUGUCUUCCUGACAGCGAUUUAUGCAUUGAUACAUGUUGGUCGUCUCCAUAAGGGCAUGUCUGUCCUCAUUCACAGCGGGUGCGGCGGUGUCGGCCUCGCCUCGAUCCAGAUUGCACAUAUGCUUGGCGCCCAAGUCUAUACAACCGUCGGAAGCGAAGAGAAGGUAAACUAUCUCAUGAGAGCCUUUGGCCUGCCCCGAAAUCGUAUAUUUUCCUCGCGUGAUGAGAGCUUUGCACAUGAUAUCCUCCGGGAAACUCAAGGAAAGGGAGUAGACGUGGCUUUAAACUCCCUCUCCGGAGAGCUCUUGCAUGCGACCUGGCGUUGUGUCGCAAAAUGGGGCACAAUGGUGGAAAUUGGGAAAGUCGAUCUGCUCGGUGCAGGCAAGCUGGACAUGGACAUGUUCCUUGGUAGCCGCUCUUACUCUUGUUUCGAUCUUCGCCAGAUGGCAGAAGAGCGGCCACAGAUAAUCAGCCUGCUGUUGAGCGAGAUGACUACCUACUAUGAGCAACGCAAGAUUCAGCCGAUUCCUCAAUCAGCGAAGUUUCCUGCAGACAAAGUCGAAUCUGCCUUUAGAGAAAUGCAAAAGGGGCAACAUAUCGGCAAGAUCCUUGUUUCUCUCUCUGAAGAUACCGCAAAUGGGGAAAACGACAGUAGUAUCAACCAUGCCGUGGCCAACAAGGCUGACCAUCAUCUACAUCUUGAUCCAGAAGCCACUUACCUCCUCAUUGGAGGCCUCGGAGGACUAGGCCGCUCUAUUUCCGUUUGGAUGGUACAACACGGAGCACGGCAUCUGACCUAUCUGUCCCGCAGCGCUGGUAGCGACCCUCAACAUGACAAGUUUGCGCUCGUGCUAGCAAGCAUGGGCUGUUCGGUGCAAUUUGUCCAAGGCAGUGUUGCCGAGAGGGAGGACGUGGCUCGUGCGAUUCGCGGCGCGUCGAAGCCAGUAAAAGGUAUCAUGCAUUUAGGCAUGGUUCUCCGAGACCAAUCGUUCCAGCGCAUGACCAUCAACGACUGGAAUGAUGCCACCAAACCCAAAAUUGAUGGAGUGCGGCACCUUCACCAAGUCUCGCUUGACGAAGGGCUGGAGCUGGGUUUUAUGAUACUAUUCAGUUCACUCUCAGGGAUCCUAGGGCAGCCGGGCCAAGCCAACUACGCUGCUGCAAAUACCUUCCUUGAUGCAUUUGCCAAGUACCGGAAGAGUAUGGGCCUGCCGGUAACAACCCUGGACAUUGGAGCUAUGGAAGGCGUUGGAUAUCUGGCUCACAACGAAGAGCUUCUGAAGAAAAUGAAGGGCACUGGUUGGAAUCCAGUGCAGGAAGAAGAGUUACUUCGGGUCCUUGGGUCGGCCAUGUUGCCAUCUGCCAAUGUCAAGUCCGAAGAAGCCUCAUCGGACCCAUGGGCACCAAUAUUGGACAGGGACACCAUCCUCAUUGGGCUUUCGCCUAGCAGCACCAGCAGCGCCUCGCGCUUCAGCAAGGAUGCGAGAAUGGUUGCUCUCCUGAAUAGGGGACAGGCAAGCCAUGGUGCAGGAUCGGAUAGCACCGACCACCUACAAGCGUUCAUGGCCCAAGCGAAGAGUGACCCUUCCCUAUUCACCAAGCCCGGAUCCGCAGAGAUGCUAGCACGCGAAAUUGGCAAGAAGUUGUUUGCGUUGCUCUUGAAGCCGGAUGACGAGCCCUCCUUAACAGCGGGUCUGGCUGAGCUUGGUCUAGACUCUCUGAUUGCGGUAGAGAUGCGAGCGUGGUUCAGGCAGGUCUUUGGGCUGGACAUUAGCGUGCUUGAGAUGCUGGCCAUGGGCUCACUAGGUGCAAUGGGUAGAAAGCUGGCGGAGAAGUUGGCUAAUGACCAAUGA
This is a messenger RNA of Clonostachys byssicola, 3726 nucleotides long. The record is from the annotation of a GenBank genome assembly. Lineage: Eukaryota; Fungi; Ascomycota; Sordariomycetes; Hypocreales; Bionectriaceae.